ACACUUGUAAGGAGAAGAGAAGUCAGUGUAUCAGAGACACUCUGAAAUGAGGAAAUAGAAGCUUGGAUUGAAGGAGGAAGAGCUGCAGCCAGAACACAAGAGAGCAAGCCCUGAAGAUAAUUCUACUGAGAGGUCUGACAUGGCCUCUCUUGGCAUCCAACUUAUAGGCUAUAUCCUUGGCCUUCUGGGGCUGUUGGGCACCUUGGUGGCCAUGCUACUUCCCACCUGGCGAACGAGUUCUUAUGUCGGUGCCAGCAUUGUGACAGCAGUUGGCUUCUCCAAAGGCCUCUGGAUGGAGUGUGCCACACACAGCACAGGCAUCACCCAGUGUGACAUCUACAGCACACUUCUAGGCCUGCCCCCUGACAUCCAGGCUGCACAGGCCAUGAUGGUGACAUCCAGUGCAAUCUCCUCUUUGGCCUGCAUUAUCUCUGUGGUGGGCAUGAAAUGCACGGUCUUCUGCCAGGAUUCGAGAGCCAAAGACAGAGUGGCGAUAGUGGGCGGAGUCUUCUUCAUCCUCGGAGGUCUCCUGAGUUUCAUCCCCGUUGCCUGGAAUCUUCAUGGGAUUUUGCGAGAUUUCUACUCUCCACUGGUGCCUGACAGCAUGAAAUUUGAAAUCGGAGAGGCUCUUUACCUGGGCAUUAUUUCUUCCCUGUUUUCCCUGGUAGCUGGAGUCAUCCUCUGCUUUUCUUGCUCACCCCAGGGAAAUCGCUCCAACUACUUUGAUACCUACCAGGCUCAGCCUCUUGCUACUACUAGGAGCUCUCCAAGACCUGGUCAACUGCCCAAAGUCAAGAAUGAGUUUAACUCCUACAGCCUGACAGGGUAUGUGUGAAGAACCAGGGGCCAGAGCUGGGGGUGGUGGUGGCUGGGUAUGUGAAAAACAGUGGACAGCCCCCGCCCAGGGACACAGGUGAGGGACAUUCCUACUGGAUCAUGUCAGAAGGUGCUGCUGAGGAUAGACUGACUUUGGCCACGGGAUCAAGAUAAGGAAAAAAAUGGGUUCUGGUGUGACAGUGUCCAGGUUGAACUGUCAAGAGGCAUACCAACCAGCCUUUCUGUUUCCUUCACCUUGGUCUCCCACCCCACACCCUGAGUCCCCCAAUGCUCAACUCCAAACCCACUCCCCUCCUCUAGGCCAGACUCCACAGGCUCCCCUCUGUCAUUUAUUUUACUUGUUAAUGCAUCCAUAAACCCACUAAUUGCAUCCCACAGGCUGACCCUUUCUGUGAUUAAAGACCCUCUGGCUGAGGUUGGUUCUCAGUUCAUUGCUGGGAGUUGGCAGAAGGAGGAGUAGUGGCUUUUAUGAAGAUGGCUCUAACCUCCUUCUCAAGCUUCCCUACAAAUAAACUGAUUGGCCACUAAUGGGCCUUGGAGCUUCCACUCCACUCUUUUUAUGAUUAUACAGGGUCCAGUCUGAUUUGUGCAUGAACAGAAAUAGAGCCAUCCCACUGUACUGAGGGAACAGAGAGCAACUAGAUGUAGGAUGACAGGGAGGGAAGGUAGCUGAGGAUCCCAAAUACUAGAACCACUGCCUAGAGCAAUCCUCAGAAUUCCUUCACACUUGUGGAUUAGGGAUCUAGCCCACAGCUAGAGGGAAGCACAAAGAAAGAAGAUAUGGUGGAAAGCUCUAGGCAUCAGCAGACUCUUACUCCACUGAGGGACUGCCUCAAAAACCACUGCUCCAACUUUCACUAAAGUUCUUGCCUCCCUCUGGGGCACCUGACCUGGCCUCCUGCUAAACAACAAGGCUAAGAUCCCUGAAAAGCUAUUUCUUUAGGAAUGGGAAAUUAGCUUUUCUAGAGAUGGCCCUUGGCUGGGAUGACAGUAUGGGAGCUGUGGAGGACUGCAAAAUAUCACUUCUUGAUGCUGCUGCCCAAGGAAUAAUAAGAAGCUUGGUAUCUAAGAAGAUGAGUGGACAUGUGUGGUCUCUAGUAGGUGUUUCUAUUGGGCCAGAGAGAGUCAGAUCCCCAGAGAGUGUACAAACAUAAUAGAAAAUCAGCCCAAAGGCUGAGAUCAGCCCCCGGGGGUCUACCCACAGAGCACACUGCAGAGCCUCUGAAAAACCACAGCACAAGGUGGGCCUUCUGUUACCCUUUAUAUUCCCCCACAUCCUUCACCAGACAUUCCAAAGUUGCUAAAAGGCAUCCAAGGGCUCCGACGUGGAAUAAUUAGGCCCAAGGCAUUUUGGCCAUGAUCUGAGUGAUAGCUGAGCUGCUCCCUGGGAUUGCAGGUGAGGUGGGAAAAUACAGAAUGGUUCCCAGGCAGACAGUUCCAGCUCCAAGACCUGAAAAUGCUCCAUUUCUCCUGUAGUGGAGUAAUAACAAACCAAAGGCAUUUUCUCUCACCAGCCUAAGCAUGGCCAACUUCUGACAAACUCCAGGACACCUCCUCAAACUUCAGUGUCAGCAGAAGGGGCUCAUUGUUUGUCUCUAGCAUGCCUUGCAUGUUUUCUACUUCCUUGCCUAUGUUUUAGAUACUCUUCCAUACUGGAAAGCCCUAUCCCUUUUGCCAAGUUUUUCUCAUGCUUGAACAACUUGCUCAGCACCACCUCCUUCACUGAGCCUCCUUUGACCACUCCAUCCCCCUCCUACUCCUCCCUCAAUGUACAAAUCACUUCUUUAAUGCUUAUUAUUCAUAAUUUUAAUGCAAAGUUUUAUUUUCAUGUAUGAAUAUAUGAUUUUAAAAGUGCAUUGUAAACUUCUGGGGGGUAGGGACCAUGUCUUAGACCUCUAUGUAUCCUCAAGACUUACAGAUAAAGACAUUCUGUAAGAGUGCUUGACAUAUAGUAGAUAAUCAAUAAACAU
Pteronotus mesoamericanus is the source of this 2807-nucleotide messenger RNA. It is a transcript of the gene CLDN2, whose product is annotated as claudin 2. Gene Ontology annotation, biological process: calcium-independent cell-cell adhesion; bicellular tight junction assembly. The transcript has a single exon. Lineage: Eukaryota; Metazoa; Chordata; Mammalia; Chiroptera; Mormoopidae. Gene Ontology annotation, molecular function: structural molecule activity. Gene Ontology annotation, cellular component: plasma membrane; bicellular tight junction. The coding region runs from base 140 to 835 and encodes 231 amino acids. The record is from RefSeq and is a predicted model, not a curated record.